UGAAUCUGACCAUCUCAAUAUGGCUCUUUCAUUUGACAAAAUUGUUCUCUUUGGGGACUCUAUCACCCAGCUUGCUUACCAGCAACAAUGUGGAUUCUGCUUUGGGUCAGCAAUACAGCACGCAUACUGCCGGAAGCUUGAUGUGAUUCUACGCGGCUUUGGUGGCUACAACUCCGAUCAUGCUGCUGCCAUAGUCGAUGCCCUAGUCCAGCAAGAAACAUCUGAGAAAUCCAAGAUUAAACUGAUGGUGGUCUUCUUCGGCACGAAUGACUCGAUUAUUCCUGAAUCCCGGAACCAUGUGCCGGUUGCCAGAUUCAAGGACAAUCUGAGGUACAUCAUCUCUGUAGGAGAGAGGACAGGGGCCAAAAUCGUGGUUGUCGGGCCGGGUCCCUUUAAUCACUAUCAGUUCAUCGACACGCAGGGAGACCGCUUUGAUUGUGAUCGGUGCACUCUUCGGGCCCGCCAAUACUGUGAUGCUGCCAUGGAGGUGGCAGAGGAGUGCAAUGUCGCCGCUGUUCCGCUGUGGGAUCUCAUCAUGGCAGAUCUCGGCUGGAAAGAAGGUGAUCUAAUCCAUGGUCUACCAGAUGGCCCGGCAGAAACCCCGCUGAACCUCUAUCUGAACGACGGAGUACACUAUCUCGGCAAGGCAUAUGAAGUCGAGUUCCUUAAUGUCAUAAGAGCCAUCAAAGAGCACUAUCCGGAACUCGACUAUGAGAGAAUUCCUGAGAAGUUGCCAAAAUGGGAAGAUCUCACCUCAGUUGAGGUAUUGAAAGCAGCUAUAGAAUAGUUCCCUGAUAGACAUACAUAGAAAUCUUCGUGCAUACUCUUCCAAAAAGGUG
Messenger RNA from Talaromyces proteolyticus, 839 nucleotides. Its product is annotated as SGNH hydrolase-type esterase domain-containing protein. The transcript is spliced from 4 exons. Bases 20 to 787 code for a protein of 255 amino acids. The record is from RefSeq and is a predicted model, not a curated record. Lineage: Eukaryota; Fungi; Ascomycota; Eurotiomycetes; Eurotiales; Trichocomaceae.